Trichoplax adhaerens is the source of this 813-nucleotide messenger RNA. RefSeq lists its product as uncharacterized. Lineage: Eukaryota; Metazoa; Placozoa; Uniplacotomia; Trichoplacea; Trichoplacidae. The transcript is spliced from 3 exons. Bases 1 to 813 code for a protein of 270 amino acids. The record is from RefSeq and is a predicted model, not a curated record.
AUGAAUUAUCGGCUAAGUGUGGUCGCACUAGUAUUGGUUAUUACUUGUUCAUUACUCCAAUCGGUCGAUUGUUAUCGUCGCGCCGAUUUUACUUACGCUCAAAUUAAUGUUACAUGGACAUAUAAAAACAUCACGUUUAGCAGAUAUUAUAGGGAUAAAUUUUACUACGGUAAAAAUUCAGCAGUAAACCCUGCUGAAGGGAUGCUUAUUACUGCAGUAGUAUCGGAAGGCUGCCACUCCGACAAUUAUGGCCCUAUCCGUAAUAAUGAACGAUGGAUUGCUUUUGUACGCCGUGGUUCUUGCUACUUUAACCAGAAGAUUGAUGCUGCUAAAAAAUUAAAUGCCAGUGGUAUCAUCAUCUACGAUAACAUGGAUGGCGAUGAACUCAUUAUGACUGACAAGCAUGUGCGCAAUUUCAUUUCUGUUUCAACUACCAAAUCGACUGGCAACGACUUACUUCAUAUUAUGAGGAAUGGAACCCAAGUGUACGUUCGAAUCACUACUGGAAGUACGGUCGAUCAUUGGGAUUUCAAUCGUACAUCCAUCUUUUUCGUUUCGGUAUCGUUUAUAAUCUUUAUGGUGGUAUCACUGGGAUGGUUAUUAGUUUAUUAUUUUCAACGUUUUCGCUAUUUGAAAAAUCGUCAAAGGAAUCAGAUCGAAAUACAUGAGUUAAUAACAUUUCAUCAAUGUCGUAAAGGAUUCAAGUUGACUUAUGUCAAUAUUUUUGGUUUUGGUAACGUAAUAAUUGGACUUGGUGUUAUCCGGCAGUCUCCAACCCACACGCUAGGGAAUAGCGAAAGCAGUUUUUGCUGA